AAGAUAUUAUGUUCCAUGACCGGUGUGCAUACACUCUGGACAAGACCCCGCUGAUGUCUGAACACAGGAAAAGUUCGUUUAUUUUUUCAAAUCGCCGCGUUGGCUGCGCAGAGCUGCAGCCUACCCCGGUUCUAGGUUCAGUGCUCAUUUCCACUAUCUUCUCCGUAUUCUUAAAUGCACGUGAAACAAACGUGUUAGUGAAAUCGACAAGACAAAGGUAAGAAUCCUGGGUUCUAAUUUGUCAUAGUAAGUCUAGACGGAGCGGGCAUGACAGGCAAUAGACUGGAAAGCGUGAAGACAGUGUUUGAAAAAGAAACGAGAAAGAUAAAACCAUUUUUCGAG
Messenger RNA from Metschnikowia bicuspidata var. bicuspidata NRRL YB-4993, 342 nucleotides. RefSeq lists its product as uncharacterized. The transcript has a single exon. NCBI's taxonomy places the organism in Eukaryota, Fungi, Ascomycota, Pichiomycetes, Serinales, Metschnikowiaceae. The record is from RefSeq and is a predicted model, not a curated record. Bases 9 to 221 code for a protein of 70 amino acids.